AUGCGACCAGCGUUACGUUUCGAAAUUCCGUCGUCGUGUUCUUCUCGAAACGCGUCGUGCAGUUGCAGCGGCAAAAGCGAGAGCAGUUGUAGUGGCAGGAAUGAUUACUCAAAGUCUUGGACAUCAUCAUCAUCAUCAUCAUCGGCGAGGAGGAAUACGACGAGGAGGAGGAGGAGAAAGAAAUUUUCGUCGUCGUCGUCGUCCACAGAUUCUGACGAUGAGAAGAAGAAGACGAAGUCCGAGGAAAAUUCGUUAGCGAGAGUAGGAAUAGAAACGAGGAUGAAAAACGCGUCCGUGGGAGCGCUCGCGGCGUUAACUUUAUCACUGGGAGGGAAUCCAACGAUGAUGAUGAUGACACCAUCAACAUCAGUCGCAUACGCCAGUACUGGAAAUGGAAUUGAAAACACGGCGAAGCGCACCGGGGAUUGUUUAUUGCAAAACUGCAAAGCGGAGUUAGCGGGGUGCUUGGCUGACGAGAAGUGCGUGGAAUCGUUGGCGUGCUUGAACGUGUGUUUCGGGAAACCGGACGAGGCGGAUUGUCAGAUUCGAUGCGGGGAUUUGUACGCGUCGCCGGCGGUGCAAAAAUUUAACACGUGCGCGGUGACCAGGAACGCGUGCGUGGCGCAGAGACAAUCGACGGGGGAAUAUCCGGUGCCUGAUUUUGACGCGAUUGAGACGAAAGAGAACGUCACCAUCGACGAUUGGACGAAGAAGAAGAGGUGGUACAUCGUCGCCGGCUUGAAUAAAGAUUUCGACAUUUUCGAUUGUCAAGAACACUUCUUCGCGAAAGGCGACGACGAUAAGAUGUACAUCAAAAUCAAUUGGAGAGUGAACAGGCCAAACGGACAAUUUUACGAGAGAGGCGACGUGCAACGGUUUUACCAGGAGGACGAUAAGGCGAUUUUCUUGAACAGAGGGAACCCGGAAACGAAAUUGCACUACCAAGACGAUUGGAUCAUCCCGAAGGACGGUUUCUACGCCGACGAAGAGAAAGGCGUCGCGUUCGUGUAUUACCGAGGCACGAACGACGCGUGGGACGGGUACGGUGGCGCCGUCGUAUACGCGACUGAACCAACGUUACGGCCAGAAUUUAUUCCGCGCAUGAAAGCUGCCGCGGAGAAAGUGAACGUCGAUUGGAACAAGAUGGUUAUCACCGAUAACUCGUGUAAAGCGCCCGAGGAAGUCAAAGUGACCAACAUCGCCGAUUUGGACACUUUGGGCGACGAUGUGAAAGCGGUAGAGAAAGUUGUCGAAAGAGACGUGGAAAAGAUCACGGAAAAACUGGUCGGUAAAGACGUGGAAAAAAUUUUAGAAUCGGACAUCACGAAGAUUGAGAAAGCUCUCGGCUCGGAAAUCAAAGCGUUGGAAAGCAACCUCUUCCGCUUGGAACAAGCCACGGAACAGAAAAUCGCCGGCCCGCAACGCGCGUUUGGCAACGAGGGCGGUAAAAACGACGUCGGUUUCGACAUCAACCUGAAAAAAGCCGAGAAGAAACUCGUCGAGAUUGAAAAAGAAGUCCGCCGGAUCGACCCGGACACCAACGGGUUCGCUUACUAUCCUGCUCCGGAAAGAAAAUAA
Molecule: messenger RNA, 1578 nt
Organism: Bathycoccus prasinos
Lineage: Eukaryota; Viridiplantae; Chlorophyta; Mamiellophyceae; Mamiellales; Bathycoccaceae
Product: RVDE1
Exons: 1
Coding region: 1-1578 (525 amino acids)
Biological process (GO): xanthophyll cycle
Molecular function (GO): violaxanthin de-epoxidase activity
Source: RefSeq, a predicted model, not a curated record